UGUCAAGAACACACAGCUUUCAUGUCUUAAUUGAUUGUGAUCCAAAAUUUGUUGAUUCCGAAUGGCUUCCACUUCCAAGCUUGUUCUUGGUUCAUCAUCAUUUCCUCAUCCUACUCCAUCAUCUCUUUCCAUCACAACUGGUUCAAUUGCAACAAAAGCUUUAUGGCACAAGAACAGAAAACUCCAAUCCUUGGAGCAUAACUGGAACCAUUCUUACAAAUUCAUUCAUGGAGGAUCCAAGCCACGAAAUUCUUUUGUAAAAGCAACUUCUGAACCGUCUCAUACACAAACCAUUUGGAACUCUACCAAAGAUAUCAUGCACACUCUCCAAAAGUUUAGUGGAUCUUAUUAUUUAAUUACUGUGAUAAUGAGCAUAUCUUCGACAUCGGUCCUUGCAGUGGAAAAUUUAUCAGAUAUAUCUCCAAAAUUUUUUAUUGGCUUAUUCAAGUUUAUCAUACCUAUCAUGUUCAUGCAUUGGUAUACAGUUGGCAUAAAUCAACUAGUUGAUAUUGAAAUAGACAAGAUUAAUAAGCCAUACCGUCCAUUGGCAUCAUCGAAAAUUUCUUUUGGAGGUGGACUCGCUAUUGUUGCAGCAUCUUUAUUUAUGAGCUUUGGACUUGCGCUGAUGAUAGGAUCAAAGCCUUUGCUUUGGGGUCUCAUAUUAAUUUUUAUACUGAUGACUGCUUAUUCAGUGAACUUACCCUUUUUAAGAUGGAAGAAAUCUACAAUUCUUACAUUACUGUCUGGCGUACCAACUAUUCUCACUGCAUAUAAUUUGGCACCAUAUCUUCACAUGAAGACCUUUGUGCUGAAGAAGCCAUUUAUAUUUACAAGAUCACUAGCUUUUACCACUGUGGUCAUGACCUUCUUCUAUGUAGUUAUAUCAUUGUUCAAGGACAUUCCCGACAUUGAAGGAGAUAAAAAAGAAGGUCUUCAAACUUUGUCUAUUCGCUUGGGUCCUAAACGAGUAUUUUGGUUGUGUAUUUCACUUCUUGAGAUGACUUAUGGAAUUGCCAUUAUAAUGGGAUUAACAUCUCCAUUCCUAUGGAGCAAAAUCUUCACGGUUAUGGCACAUGCCAUCAAUGCUUGGAUUUUGUGGUUUCGUGCUAAUUCUGUAGAUUUAAAGAGCAAAGAAGAUUUCCAAUCCUUUUAUAUGUUUAUCUUUAAGCUCCUUUACUUGGAGAAUGUCCUUGUGCUUUUUGUGAGAUAAAGAAGCAAUAAAUUAUUGAUUUAACAAAGAGUGCAACCUUUGCCAUAUCUCAUUGUUUUUGUUUUGGUCUACCAAUAAAAUAGGAUUAAGAUUCUCUAAGGUCAGAAAGGUGAUAAAGUGAAUAUAAAUAACAGAAAU
Arachis duranensis is the source of this 1348-nucleotide messenger RNA. RefSeq names its product naringenin 8-dimethylallyltransferase 2, chloroplastic. The coding region runs from base 62 to 1210 and encodes 382 amino acids. The transcript has 12 exons. Gene Ontology annotation, cellular component: membrane. The record is from RefSeq and is a predicted model, not a curated record. Gene Ontology annotation, molecular function: transferase activity, transferring alkyl or aryl (other than methyl) groups. Lineage: Eukaryota; Viridiplantae; Streptophyta; Magnoliopsida; Fabales; Fabaceae.